CUUGUGUCUCUCACAAUGCACCAACAUGGUUAGAAAUCAUGCAACCUUUUGUUACUCUUUAGCUGUAUUCCCCCACAGGCUGUAUUAUAGCUCUCUAACCAGUCCCACAGCAUUGAAUGAUGUCAUGGGAUCUGCAGUUCAGUGAGAUGAAAGGGAUAAAGCAGAACCCGCUGGCACUGAGAACAGCUUCCAACACACAAUUCACAACAUAGCUUGGGAACUGAAUCCAGCCACUCAACUCUAAGCAUGAGGUAAGUUAAAAGCAGUUAAUACAGAAGCUCUGGCAGUGUGGAUUAAUUUGCAGAAAGGCUGGCAUUUGGAAAAACUUCAGCAUAUAGCAGUUCUUCAUAAGGGAGAGAGGUUUAACUCUAAGAUAUGGGCAGUGAAGGAUUACAAAGACAAGAUAAAAUAGUGAAGAUGCUUAUACUACUAUUAGUGUAUUUGUUAAGUAAAGUAAUUUGUGAGACGGGGGAUUGUAGAGAGCAAGAGUUCAGGGACCAUGCUGGAAACUGUAUCCUCUGCAAACAGUGUGGACCUGGAAUGGAGCUGUCAAAGGAAUGCGGCUUUGGAUAUGGGGAGGAUGCACAGUGCAUGACAUGCAGGCUAAACAGAUUCAAGGAGGACUGGGGAUUUCAGAAGUGCAAACUUUGUCUGGAUUGUGCAGUAGUUAACCGUUUUCAGAAGUCCAACUGUUCUGCCACCAGCAAUGCAGUGUGUGGAGACUGCUUACCAGGAUUUUACAGGAAGACGAAGCUUGGCGGCUUUCAAGACAUGGAGUGUGUUCCUUGUGGAGAUCCCCCUCCUCCCUAUGAACCUCACUGUACUAUCAAGGUGAAUCUUGUGAAGAUCCCAUCAACUGCUUCCAGUCCUCGGGAUACUGCUCUAGCGGCUGUUAUAUGCAGUGCACUGGCCACAGUGCUCUUAGCUCUUCUCAUCCUUUGUGUUAUUUACUGUAAGAGACAGUUUAUGGAGAAGAAGCAAAGUUGGUCUGUGAGAUCACUGGAUAUUCAUUACAAUGGUUCUGAACUGUCGUGUUUUGAUAGACCCCAGCUUAAUGAAUAUGCUCACAGAACAUGUUGUCAGUGUCAACGAGAUGCAUCACAGACAUGUGGCCCAGUUCAUUUGAUUCCAUCACUGUGCUGUGAUGAGACCUGUAGCAUGGAGCACAGCAGUCACAGCUGCUCUUUCCACUCUCAGACUACACUUUGUGAAAGGACUUUAAAUUCGGUUGGAGAAAUGAUUCCUGCAUUCCUCGGUUCUCUUUCACACUCUGCCUGUGGAGACCUUUCAGAUGCUUGGCCUCUUCUGCAAAACCCUGCUUGCUGUGACAGCAUCUCUUUCUGUGAAUCUUAUCAAGAACUGACUGGAGGAGAUAUCAGUUCCUUCGAUCCAGAGGUUGAAAAUACAGCCAAUAUAGAUUCAGAUAAUGACCAGGACCUAAGUGAUGUACUUAUUUCAGCUAAGUCUCAUGCUGGAAGCUUUGCAGAAUCCACUGAACUUUCCAAACAGGGCAUAUGUGUGGAUGCUUCAUUAGUUCAGAACUCAUCAGCUCCUGAAAACUUGCCAAAGUCAGAGUAUGAUGAAACAGUUAAUCAUCCCACAGACUGAUAAUAAGGGAGCCAAAAGGAGUUUUUCUGCCAGCACUAGAACUGAAUGCUACCCUAAUGCCUCUCUGUUAAUGCUUGUGAAUUAAACACAGCCUGGUCCUCAGUGUUACAUGAUUUCAGAAACAGCAGAAAUAAAUUGGCAGCAUUUUGGACCUUUCAGGAAGUUGCAUCUGAGCCAUAGCAGCUGUAAGCUGAAACAUCAAGGGGCAACUUGAGAGAAGACUGAGGUGGAUUCAUGAUAUUAAAAAAAAUUGCUGUAGUUCAAUAGGAAUUAUUAUGGGGAAGUUCU
Molecule: messenger RNA, 1896 nt
Organism: Chelonoidis abingdonii (Abingdon island giant tortoise)
Lineage: Eukaryota; Metazoa; Chordata; Testudines; Testudinidae
Gene: TNFRSF19
Product: TNF receptor superfamily member 19
Biological process (GO): positive regulation of JNK cascade; positive regulation of canonical NF-kappaB signal transduction
Cellular component (GO): plasma membrane
Molecular function (GO): protein binding; signaling receptor activity
Source: RefSeq, a predicted model, not a curated record